Molecule: messenger RNA, 525 nt
Organism: Suillus bovinus
Lineage: Eukaryota; Fungi; Basidiomycota; Agaricomycetes; Boletales; Suillaceae
Product: major facilitator superfamily domain-containing protein
Exons: 4
Coding region: 1-525 (174 amino acids)
Biological process (GO): transmembrane transport
Cellular component (GO): membrane
Molecular function (GO): transmembrane transporter activity
Source: RefSeq, a predicted model, not a curated record
AUGAUUGCGCCGCAGGAUGACGAGGAGACACCUUUUCUGCAUCGAGCGGAGCAGCCAACGACCAAGACACCUCUGCCCUGGAAUCAAUUUUGGAUCGUACUGUUAUUGGACAUGCCAGAUCCUGUUUCUUCUUAUACCCUUGCCCCGUUUAUUCCCCAACUUAUUAAAGAUAUUGGAGUGACGAACGGAGACGAAUCCCAAGUUGGUCACUAUGUCGGCAUCCUUCAAUCAUCAUACUAUGCAGCUCACGCACUAACUGUUUUUAAUUUGAGCCAACUGUCUGAUCAUAUUGGGCGGAAGCCUGUAAUGCUGAUAGCAUUGUCAGCACUAUCUGUUUCGAUGUUUUCGUUUGGGCUGUCGAAGACAUUCCUUGGUCUGGUUGUUAGUCGUGUUAUCUGUGGAACAUUUGAUGCUAGCAAUAGUGUCAUGAAGAGCGUGCUUAUCGACAUCACCGACGCAACCAAUAUGCCCAAGGCAUUCAAUUAUAUGCCAAUUCCGUGGAUGAUCGCAAGCACACUUGGGUAG